Molecule: messenger RNA, 3012 nt
Organism: Arachis ipaensis
Lineage: Eukaryota; Viridiplantae; Streptophyta; Magnoliopsida; Fabales; Fabaceae
Source: RefSeq, a predicted model, not a curated record
AUGAAGCCUGUCUCUCUUGUCUUCUCCACAUUAUUUUGGUACGAAUACAUUAUUCACUUCUUUCUUAUUACCACUCUGAACUCAUCACUACUGUGGUUUAUCUCAAACAUUAGUAGUAGUAGUAGUAGUAGUACUAGUGCCCACGCAUUGUUGCUAGGAAAUGAGAGUGAUCAUCUGGCUUUGCUCAAGUUCAAGGAUUCAAUAUCCAAUGACCCUUUUGGAGUCUUGGAUUCUUGGAAUACCACAAACCACUUUUGCAAGUGGCAAGGAAUCACAUGCAAUAAUAGUCCCAAGCAACAAAGAGUUAUUGAAUUGAAAUUACCAGGAUAUUAUCUGCAUGGAUCUCUGUCUCCUCAACUCAGUAAUCUCUCUUUUCUGAGGCACAUAGACCUCGAAAACAACAGCUUCUAUGGAGAUAUCCCCCAAGAGCUUGGUCUCUUGUCACACCUGCAGGUACUUUAUCUUAAUAACAAUUCUCUGACUGGUGAAAUUCCUAUAAACUUGACCAGUUGUUAUGAACUCACAAACUUUGACUUCUCAUGGAACAAUUUGAUUGGUAACAUACCAAUUGAAAUCGGAUCUCUUUCCAAGCUCAAAGAAUUUUUCAUUGAGAGUAAUAAUUUAAGUGGAAGAAUCCCACCAUCCAUAGGUAAUCUUACAUCCCUCACUUCCCUAGUGUUGAUUUCUAAUAACUUGGAGGGGAAUAUUCCACAACAAUUAUGUGCCUUGCAAAACUUGACAUAUUUAUUAGUCGAUUUGAACGAAUUUUCCAGUACACUUCCGUCUUGUCUUUACAAUAUAUCAUCUCUUAGUGUGUUAUCAGUUUCAAACAAUAAUAUUAGUGGCUCUUUGCCGGCCAACAUUUUCCAUAACCUCCCAAAUCUUCAAUUUUUCCAAAUUGGAACUAACAAUUUCUCUGGAACAAUUCCACUUUCUGUCACAAAUGCAUCUUUACUACAAGUACUUGAUUUGGAUCGAAACCAUUUUGUGGGACAAGUUCCAAGCCUAGGGAAGCUAACAAAACUUCGAUUUCUAUCUGUAUCUGAGAACAAUCUAGGUGGAUUUCCAACUAAGGAUUUGAAGUUCUUGAAGCCAUUGGCCAACUGUAGUAACUUGUACGUGCUUGGCAUAUCUGUCAAUAACUUUGGAGGCCAGUUGCCAAAUUACAUUGGCUGCCGUUUUGAUGGGAAUAUUCCAGCUACUUUUGGACAGUUUCAAAAGAUGGAAUUAAUAGAGUUGGGUGGAAACAAGUUUUCAGGAGAGAUGCCAGCCUUUAUAGGCAACCUCAGCAAGUUAUUUCUCUUGGAUUUGUCAGACAAUAUGUUUGAAGGAAGCAUUCCUUCAAGUAUAGGAAACUGCCAGAGCUUACAACACCUUAAUUUUUCCAAGAACAAUCUCAGCGGAACCAUACCAUCUGAGAUUUUCAGCAUUUCUUCCUUAACAAUCUUAUUAGACUUGUCACAAAACUCAUUCAGUGGCAAUCUAUCUGAUGAAGUGGGAAAGCUACAAAAUCUCAAUUUCCUGAAACUCUCUGAGAAUAAUCUAGUUGGCAACAUUCCUGCCAGCAUUGCAGUGUGUCUAAGUUUGGAGUUCCUUUAUCUGCAAGGGAAUUCAUUCUCCGGAACCAUACCAUCCUCUUUGGUUUCGCUUAAAGGUCUCCGAAAAUUAGACAUAUCACGAAACCAUUUGUCCGGGUCGAUUCCUGAAGGCUUGCAGAACAUUUCACUUGAGUAUCUCAAUAUCUCUUUCAACAUGUUGGUUGGCAAAGUACCAACAGAAGGUGUUUUCAGAAAUGUGAGUGAGUUUGCAAUGAUUGGAAACAAUAAGCUUUGUGGGGGUGUUUCAGAGCUUCAUUUGCCACCAUGCCCUUCUGAAGCUAAGAAACCAAAGAGACACCAGAAUUUCAAGUUGUUUGUAGUGAUAGUUUGUGUGUGUGCUUUUUUCUUCUUCUUAUCUCUUUUCCUAACCAUUUGCUGGAUGAGGAAGAGAAGCAAGAAAAUGUCUUCUGAUGAUUCACCAACAAUUGAACUGCUGUCUAAGGUUUCCUAUCAAAGCCUACACAAUGGAACAAAUGGAUUCUCAGAAGAAAAUUUGAUAGGGUCUGGAAGUUUUGGCUCUGUGUAUAAGGGAACUCUUGAGUUAGAAGAAAGUGUUGAUGUUGUUGCCAUUAAGGUCCUAAAGCUUCAAACCAAAGGUGCUGAGAAGAGUUUUGUUGCUGAAUGUAAUGCACUCAAGAGUGUGAGGCAUCGCAAUCUGGUGAAGAUUUUAACAUGUUGCUCAGGUACAGAUUAUAAAGGGCAAGAAUUCAAGGCUCUAGUUUUUGAGUUCAUGACAAAUGGAAGCCUAGAAAGUUGGUUACAUCCAUCAACAGGAAUUUCAAAUCAAAGUGCUGCUAGAUCACUGAACCUUGAGCAAAGGUUUAACAUCAUCAAUGAUGUUGCCUCCGCAUUUCAUUAUCUUCACUAUGAAUGCAAUCGAGCUAUUAUUCAUCGUGAUUUAAAGCCAAGCAAUGUUCUUCUCGACGAUUUGAUGGUAGCUCAUGUGGGUGAUUUUGGAUUAGCAAGACUACUUGAGAAGAAUAUUGGAGAGUCUUCUAUGCAAACUAGCUCAACUGGACUUAAAGGAACUUUUGGUUAUGCUCCUCCAGAGUAUGGAAUGGGUUAUCAAGGGUCCAUGGAAGGAGAUAUGUAUAGCUUUGGGAUUCUGAUAUUAGAAAUGUUGACUGGAAAGAGGCCCACGGAUGAAAUGUUCAUGGACGGUCACAAUCUCCAUAAAUAUGUUGAAGUUUCAAUUUCAAGUAACAUUUUCAAGAUUGUGGACCCUUGUAUCCUUUCCAUGGGAGAACAACUACAGCCUGGGGUUGAAAAUUGUUUAAUUUCACUGUUUAAAGUUGGACUGGCCUGUUCAAUGGAAUCACCAAAUGAAAGAAUGGCUAUGGUUGAUUUAAUGAGAGAGCUUAAUCGAAUCAAAAGUUGUUUUCCUUCUACUCAACUCAUGGAAGCAGAUCAGAAC